AUGAACGUGGAUCUGUGGGUGCAGUCGCCACGCGCACCAAACCGAAGCGUGAAAUUUCUAAGGUACAGCAAGGAGAUUGAAAACAACCAGUGGGCUGUGGUGGACGUAUCCAUCGAUGGCAUCCGUGGAAUCGAACCAAAUAAUGGCAGCCAAAUUGGGUACAUGAGCUGCAGGUUGCUGCCCUCUGGCUGCCUCCUUCAGGACAUGAGCAAUGGCCUUUGUAAGGUGACAUGGAUUGUGCAUGCGGAGUACGAUGAGACCACUGUUUCGCCACUCUUCAGAGGAUUGUUCCAGUCCGGGCAGGCCCUUGGCGCAAGCCGUUGGCUUGCAUCGCUCCAGAGGCAGUGUGAGUACAUGGCCACUCUGCACUGCACCCAUUCCUCAGGACCAGCCAUGUCUGCGCUAGGAAGAAGGGGCGUCUUGGAUUUGGCCCAGCGAAUGAUGGUGAGCUUCUAUACCGCCGUGUCCAAGCCGGUUACUCCGGGACCAAGCAACAUUGUCAACGAGUGGCAUGGUAGCUGCGACAUUGGCGCCAAAACGUUUUUGGCAACUGUGCGCAUGGUAAUAUGGAAUAUUUCUACCAUGGGGCAGCCACCCGCGCUUGUGCUGUGUGCCACCACGACUGUGUGGUUGCCAGGCGUGCCACCACAUCGUGUUCACGAGUACCUCUGCAAUGGGCAGCGCCGCGGCGAGUGGGAUAAGUUUGGCUAUGGUGGCGCGGUGCAGGAGCUGAGCUCUAUAGUCACGUGCCGGCAAUUACGUGGCAAUGUUGUCUCCGUCCUUCAACCCAGUGAUGUUACAGUUCGAGCUAACAGCAACAUGCUGAUCCUGCAAGAGGCAACCAGCGACUUGUCAUGCUCGCUUGUGGUGUACAGCUUCGUCGAAAAGAACAUGAUGUGUGCUGUCAUGGAUGGUGCUGACAACUCCGCUGUCUUCCUCCUGCCGUCCGGAUUCGCCAUCCUUCCAGAUGGUCAUGCCAAGGCUCACCGCGCUGCAGCUGCCAGCUCCUCCUACAGCACUCCCACCGGCCAGAACAGCACUGCAGGAUCUCUUCUUACCGCAGCCUACCAGCAAAUACUGCCCAAUUCUAUAUCCACCCAUGCACUCGAGACCUUGGACGAUGCUGGAAGUCGGGUCUGCCAAGCAAUAAGCCAAAUCCUUGCUGCCGUUGGGGCUGAUAUUGCAAUCCCAGCCUGA
Molecule: messenger RNA, 1197 nt
Organism: Setaria italica (foxtail millet)
Lineage: Eukaryota; Viridiplantae; Streptophyta; Magnoliopsida; Poales; Poaceae
Product: homeobox-leucine zipper protein ROC6-like
Exons: 4
Coding region: 1-1197 (398 amino acids)
Molecular function (GO): lipid binding
Source: RefSeq, a predicted model, not a curated record